Molecule: messenger RNA, 3800 nt
Organism: Ascoidea rubescens DSM 1968
Lineage: Eukaryota; Fungi; Ascomycota; Saccharomycetes; Ascoideales; Ascoideaceae
Exons: 1
Coding region: 39-3443 (1134 amino acids)
Biological process (GO): peptide catabolic process
Cellular component (GO): cytosol; mitochondrion
Molecular function (GO): metal ion binding; metalloendopeptidase activity
Source: RefSeq, a predicted model, not a curated record
CUUAAACGCCAGAACCACCAUCCACUGCUUGCUAUACUAUGUCUUCUGAUCCUGCCUUCAAGACGAUAUCCACAGCCUUUGAAACCCCCUUGAACGACGACAGAUCCUACGAUUUGAUUGAGCUCUCCAACAAGCUCCAGGUUUUGUUUAUUCACGAUCCUCUGUCCUACAAAAGCGCUGCCUCGUUGGAUGUCAAUGUCGGUUCUUUCAACGAUCCUCCGGAUCUCAAUGGCCUAGCCCAUUUCUGUGAGCACUUGUUGUUUAUGGGAACAGCAAACUAUCCAGAUGAAAACGACUACCAGAAGUUCCUUUCCAACCACUCCGGCUUUUCCAACGCCUUUACGGCAAACUACCACACCAACUACUAUUUCGAGAUUGACUCGAACCAUCUCAUCGAGGCCCUAUUGAGAUUCAGCAGGUUUUUCAUAGAUCCUCUUUUUCUCCAGAGCUGCCAAGACAGAGAAAUCAUCGCCAUCAACAAUGAAAACAACAAGAACUUAAACGACGAUAACUGGAGAUACUACCAGGUCUACAAGAAAAUCAUCAAUCCAUCUCAUCCUUUUUGCCAGUUUUCCACCGGUAAUCUAGACACCCUUAAACAUCAUCCAGAAUCAAAAAAUAUUAACAUCAGAAAUGAACUAAUCAAAUGGUAUGACUCCCACUAUUCAAGUGACAUAAUGAAGUUGACCAUCUUAUCGAAUCUAAACUUUAAUAAGAGUUUAAAUGACGCUGAACAUGAUGCAAAUGAUGAUAAAAUUUUGAAAUAUAAAAUAGUCAACUUUUUUAACCAAAUUCAAAAUAAAAAUUUAACCAAAGACCCAACAAUUUUCUUUUACAACAGCAUAUCAAUCAAAUCGGAUCUAAACCACUUGAAAUUAAUCAAAUUUAAACCUGUCUUGAAAAAUAAAUCUUUGCAAUUAAAAUUUCAUUUGCCUAUAUCUUAUCAUGAUUUCUAUAAAUAUAAUCCAAUUUUGCUCAUCUCAAAUUUAAUUGGUCAUGAAACGAAAGGCUCCUUAUUCUAUUACUUGAAAUUUAUUAAAAAAUACAUCCUAGCUCUAACUACCUCAACAGAUUUCAUUUCAAAUAAUAACUUACUCUUUUUAAUCAACAUUUCCUUAACUGAUUCAGGUUUUGAAAAUUAUCAAAAACUUAUUCUAUAUAUCUUCCAAUACUUGAAAUAUUUAAAAUCUUUAUCCAACGAUCAAAUUUUUGAAAAAUUUGAUGAAUUGUCCCAAAUUUCUCAAUUCAAUUUUAAAUUUAAAGAAAAAUUAAACUCAAAUUUUAAAACCGUCUCAAGUCUAGCCACUUCUUUACAAUCUUUAAAAUAUUUUGAUUCAAAAAAUUUAUUAAACUACCACUUUCCAUUUGUUAAAACCUAUAAUUUUGAAUUGAUUUCAAAAAUUUUAAAUGACUAUUUAGUUCCAGAUAAUAUAUUGAUUUUUCUAUCAAAUUAUCAAUUUGACAAAAAAAUUGAUGUUCCCUUAGUUGAACCCUAUUACAAAUCAAACUAUUCCAUUCAUGAUAUUAACCCAACUCUCUUAAAUGAUUUACAUAAUUGUCAAUUGAAUGAAAAUUUCCAUUUACCUAUUGAAAAUCCCCUAAUUCCUGCUCAUUUUAAUUUAAUUUCUGACAACAAUAAUAAUAAUAAUGAUUCUUCUCUUCCUUCCUCAUCCCCUCCUGCAAAUACUGACAGCGAUGAGAAUUACGUUAAUAAUGACCUCUCAUGUCACAAUAAUAUUAACGACGCUAAUAACAUAUCUAUUACCAAUGGUAACUUGGACACUUCUCCUCUUUUAUCAGUUGAAACCACUUCGACUACUGAUAAAUUAAAUAGCUCAAAAUUAGAAGAUCCGAUUUUAUAUAAAAAUAAUGACUAUAUAAGAAUUUGGUUUAAAGAUGAUAAGCUUUUUAAUCAACCAAAGGGUUUUAUUUCAAUUAAUUUUCAAAUCCCUCAUUUAAAUGAUUCUCCAGUAAAUCAGAUUUAUUCCCAGUUUUUGAAAAAAUUAUUAAAGUUCGAAUUAAAUGAUAUCUCUUAUUUUGGAGAAUUAAUCAGCAUCAACAUUGAAUUGAAUGUUCUAUCAAACGGGUUGCUCUUGCAAAUUUCUGGCUUUAAUGACAGAUUUGAUAGAUUAUUAGAAAUUUUAUUUGAAAAUCUAAUUGGUUUUCAAAAUGACUCCUCAGUCAAUAACCAAUCAAAUUUUGAGUUUAUUAAAGAUGAUAUUAUUAAGGAAUUGAAAAAUUCACAGUUGAAUUCUCCAUAUUAUCAAAUUGGCAAUUACUCAUCAAAUUUACUUUGUGAAAAUGAUUGGACCAUCAAUGAAAAAUUAAUUUUUUUUGAAAACAAUGAAAAUUCUAAAGAAAGUGCUAUUACCAAUGGAGAUAUUAAAGGCGGUAAUAAUGUCAACUUUGAUAGUAAUGACAAAAUUAAACAAAAAAAUUAUUUGACCUUUGAUAAAUUCCAAAAUUUUCUUUCAGGUUUAUUCACUCAAUGUUACUUGGAAGUUUACAUUCAUGGUAAUUUCACCAUUGAUAACGUUAAGACCGUUGAAAAUACAAUUAAUAAACAGUUUUUCAAUAAAAUCAAUUGGAAAACUUUUAUUCCUAAUCAAUUAAAUUAUCCAAGAAAUUAUUUAUUGCCUGAGGGUUCCCACUAUAGAUACAAUAUUGACUUGAUUGAUAAAUCUGAUGUGAAUUCAUGCAUUGAGUACAAUUUUCAAAUUGGCGAUGCUUGUGAUAUGGUUCACGAUCUUCAAAAUCCUACUGAUUAUGAUUAUUCUCUUGAUGAUGAUUUUUCACCAAGAAAGAAACUUGUUUUAAUUGAAUUAUUACAUGAAAUUUUUCCAGAGCCUACGUUUGAUCAAUUGCGAACAAAAGAGCAAUUGGGCUAUGUUGUCUUUUCAUUAAUCCGCCGUAUUAGAAAUUAUGUUGGGUAUAGAUUUAUUAUUCAAUCAGAUAAAGAAUCAAGUUAUCUUGAGACAAGAAUCAAUUCAUUUUUAACUGAGAAAUUAAAGGAAAUUAUCUUAAACUUGACUGAUGAACAAUUCAAAUUAAAAGUUCAAUCACUAAAGACUGAAUAUAGAAAUAUUCUUUUGUUUAAAAAUAUGCGGGAUGAAUUUUCAUAUUACUUGAAUAAGAUCUAUACCAAAUUCUACAAUUUCAAUCUUAUUGAGAAAAAGUUCAAACUAGUUGACGAAAUUAAUAAAGAGGAUUUGGUUAAUUUUUUUAAAAAAUAUUUUCUUGAUGAAAAUACUUCAACUAGGUUGAUUAUUUAUUUGAAAACCACUAAUGAAGAGAUCAUCAGAACUCAUAAUCAAAAUAAAGAUCAAAUUGAUCAAAAUCUAAUUACCAAAUGCAAAGAAAUUAAAUCCAAAUUUGCAGCUCAAUCAGAGUUUUUGAUGAGUAAGACAUCAUCUCCAGUGAGUCCUUUAAAAAAAAUCCCUUAGUUUUUUAUUUUAAUUAUAAUCUUAAUUAUAUCUCUAUUUAUUUUAAAAAGGAAAUUUACUUCUAUUUUGAAAAUGUUUUUGUCAUUACCUUUAUUUUUGGUUUUGUUUUUAAUUUUUUGAUUUUGUUUUUUUUAAUUGUUAGGCUUUGUUGAUGUUUAUCAUUUUCAAUCGAUAUCCCUGACUAACUAAUCAUUAAUUAAUAGCUUUUUAUAUUAUAAAACAUUACUACUUUCCUUCCCCUCCUGUUUCCUUUAUACUAUAUACUACUUUAUAUUUUAUAUUUUAUAUUUUAUAUUUUAUAUUUGACACAUCAUAUAUUACAUAUUAUACACUCCUAUUUUAUACCAUAAUGUUUUU